This is a messenger RNA of Gambusia affinis (western mosquitofish), 5621 nucleotides long. It is a transcript of the gene rhbdl1, whose product is annotated as rhomboid, veinlet-like 1 (Drosophila). NCBI's taxonomy places the organism in Eukaryota, Metazoa, Chordata, Actinopteri, Cyprinodontiformes, Poeciliidae. The coding region runs from base 810 to 1928 and encodes 372 amino acids. Gene Ontology annotation, cellular component: membrane. The record is from RefSeq and is a predicted model, not a curated record. Gene Ontology annotation, molecular function: serine-type endopeptidase activity. The transcript is spliced from 11 exons.
AGUUAGCUAUGGCGGCAGCGAUGGAAGUGAACUAAGCCGUUCAGUCCGUGUUGGCCACAAUUCCAAAUAUUGGAUUAACAACAACAGCCAUCUUGGUCUGCUCGUCUUUUCUAUACAACUGUAAAAGAUGAUUGCUUACAGCUCAGCUAACUUCCGACUAGCAGAUCUACUUCACCUUUGGAAAUAAGACUCCAGGACCAACAUGGACGCUCCUGCUGUAACCGGACUGCAGCAGAUUUGCAUAACAGAAGUAAAAGCAAAGCUGCAGUGGAUCCUCUCCCCGAGACGCCUUGCUUGUAGUGAGAAGAGCCGCAGCCCCUCGCCACUCCUUCGCCUCCUGCAAUUGGAAGAAGGAGGCCACCUCCUCCCUCCCCCCGCCUCAUCGGCAUGCAGGCGGCGCAGUGUGUGUAUGAGGAGAGAGGCGAGCGAGAGACGUAGCCGUCAGUGCGAUGGGCUAGAGGAGAGCGAGGAGGCGGAGGAGCAGAGUGAACCCUGGAUCUGCCUUGCCUUUCCUUCGCCUGUCGUCUGCCUGAAGCUGGGUUCGCCGCCGCGUCGCACCGACACCGAGCAGACCCUCGGACCUUUCUGAGAUUGCUCCACCAGCCGGGAAAACCCAGACACCACCAGGCUUCCUCCUCCAUCAUCCUCAUCCUCAUCCUCAUCCUCAGCAGCAGCGGAGCGGCCUGACGCCACAGUUCGGGCACCAGCUGCUACCAAACCGCGUCUCCUUCCUCCGCCUCGCCGCGCCGCGCCGCGCCGCUCCCUAUGCCCUUGUCCUCGGCGGCUCCUCUCACCUCCCUGGCCAGUAUAUGGAUAGAAGCUCCCUGUUUCAGCUCAUACAAGAGCAGUUGGACCCAGAGAACACCGGUUUCAUCCCCGUGGAGAACUUCACCAGCUUGGUGGAGCACCAUGAGCUGCAGCUGGACCCGUCCAAGCUGGACAUGCUGUUAGCGCUCGUCCAGAGCAAUGAGGAGGGCCAGGUGUGCUACCAGGAGCUCAUCGAGCUGAUGAGCAGCAAGCGCUCCAGCAGUUUCCGGCGCGCCAUCGCUAACGGCCGCCGCACCCUGCAGAGGGAAAUCCUGCUGGACGAGACGGGCCUUGGACUGUACAAACGCUUCGUCCGUUAUGUGGCCUACGAGAUCCUGCCGUGUGAGACGGACCGGCGCUGGUACUUCCACCAAAACCGCCUCUGUCCUCCGCCCGUCUUCAUUGCCGUCGUCACCAUCGUCCAGAUAAUCGUGUUCAUGUGCUACGGCAUCAUGCUCAAUAAGUGGGUCCUGCAGACGUACCAGCUGGACUUCAUGAAGAGUCCGCUGGUCUACCAUCCCGGCCACCGCGCCCAAGUCUGGCGCUUCUUCAGCUACAUGUUCAUGCAUGUUGGUUUGGAGCAGCUGGGAUUUAACGCUCUGCUGCAGCUGAUGAUCGGCGUUCCCUUAGAGAUGGUCCACGGGAUCUUACGGAUAAGUUUGCUCUACAUGGCAGGAGUUCUGGCCGGCUCGCUGACGGUGUCCAUCACAGACAUGCGUGCUCCGGUGGUCGGGGGAUCCGGGGGCGUCUACGCUCUCUGCUCCGCGCAUCUGGCCAACGUCGUCAUGAACUGGGCCGGGAUGCGCUGUCCGUACAAACUGCUCCGCAUGAUCCUGGCGCUGGUCUGCAUGAGUUCGGAGGUCGGCCGCGCCGUCUGGCUGCGCUUCUCGCCGCCGGUGCCGUCGUCGGGGCCGCAGCCCAGCUUCAUGGCCCACCUGUCGGGCGCGGUGGUGGGCAUCAGCAUGGGGCUGCUCAUCCUGCGCAGCUACGAGGAGAGCCUGCAGAAGCAAUGCUCCUGGUGGGUCAUCGUCUUCUCCUUCAUCACCUUCCUCCUCUUCGCCAUCUUCUGGAACAUCUUCGCCUACGAGCUGCUGGGCGUCCAGAUCCCCCCGCCGCCAUGAUGGCGGCUCCGCUCUGCUCCCCAUCCCACCAAACUAACAAACAAUCCAACCAGAAUAAUCGGUAACUCUUCAACUGCAGGGCGAGCGAGAGAGAAAAGAGCCGACAUCAACAUGAAGGAGACUUUCUGUUUUCAUUCUGUAAAUUAUGACACUUUUAGUCCAAAGUUUAAUAACAGCUGUAAGCAUUUCUGCAGACUCCUUCCUGCUGCUGCUGUUUAUCGUGUUCAUGACGGCGUUUGGUCACAGCUGCGCUCGGCCCGUCAGCUGAAGCGUUACCGAAUCCUUUUUUACAGAAACUUUGCCAAUCAAAGAAAUGUUUCUCUUUUAUUAAAGAGGGAUUACAGUAGCAACAGCUGGAAGCUCCUCUGAGCUUUCUGUCGUUUUUAUAUGAAUAUGUAGAAAACCUCAUCUGCAUCAACCUGCCGUUUGUUUUCCGUUUGCUUCAUUCAUGCAAAGACCUUAGACAAGAAGAUGCUGACAUCAUCAUAUGUGCCUCUGGAAGGAAAAAGUUUCUGGACUAAAAGGCAUCAGUGACGUGUAAAAGUUGGCAGGUUUUCCUGCUGUAGUUGCCAAACUGAAAAACACAACAAACAUCCAGGAAGAGCAGCUCAGAGUGAAACUUUCAUUUAUUUAAAAAAGAUUGGAGAUGCACCGAUCAGAUUGGAGUCGGGACGAUUUUCCACUGAUUUGCUCUGAUUGAUCAGCUUGUCAUGUAAAACUUUUAUUUUUUAUCGCCAGAACAGCAUAAAGUCACCUAAAUUCAAAAAUAAAGCUUCCAAACGGCAUAAAAUUUCACUAUUUAUGUGAUCAUUUUUACACGACGCCGCCCCUAUAAAAGAAACUUAUUUUUGAUCUUCCCAUCUUUUAGUGAUUUUUAUUUAAAACAAACCCAAAGUGUUGCUUUCUUUCUUUAAUGCAUGUUUGAUUACUCCUCUAAUCACCAUGGCAACCAUUUAGCUGUUAAAACGCCUGGAUGGACCAAGCCCCGCCUCCGAGGUGCAGCUCCUCCCCCUUUCAGCUCCUCCAGACUAGCAGCAGCAAUUAGCAAACAUCAGCUGAGCUCAUUACAGGAGCUGCUGCUCAGAGCAACUCUGGUAAAAAUGCUAAAGGGUUGAUAGAGGAGCCAUGUUGGGACGACUUCCUGGAGGCGGAGCUUCAAGAAGAGCAGGAGCUUCUUAAAGAGACAGAGACCCAAUUUCACAGAGUUAAAUCAGGAAGUUACAUUUCUUUUAAGUCAGAUUUGACAUAGCUAGCAUUUUUAUAACUGAAGAGUUUUGCUAUAAAAUGGCCGCCAUGUGCCUGGAAAAUACAUAAUAUUUAAAAAUCAAGUUUUUAUUUCUGCUUCUUCUAUUAAAGAAUCUGUGGCACUUUUUUUCCUCAUUUUUUAAACUUUAUAAUUCUUAGAAAAUAAAAAUAAUAAUUGAUCAGAUUUAAAAUCCGCAAAAAAAUUUAAAAAAGAAAAACAUUGGAAAUCGGUGCAUCUCCAGUAAAGAUCAGUUAGCAUCCUUUAGCAUCAGCUCAUCCAACAACAUUUUCUGCAUUUUUUUGGUUUGUCAUGACACCUACACUGUGGAUACAGAAAAUAGUUCACACACACACACACACACACACACACACACACACGCCUGACGCAAAGCCACAAAGUCAGAAAAAGAAAAGUGACUGUAAUCCAGCGAUCGGGCGCCUCUCCUUUCGCAGCCGCCAUGUUUGUACUGACGUGUAAAAUAUGCUAUCUCAUGCUCUGUGGUUUCCAUGACAACACUCACACACCAACUCACACACACACUCGAUGCUCUCCGGUUCCUUUGAGAGUAACCGCUGCCUGAUUCUGUCUGUCAACGUGAGCGAACCGACGUCGACGUGCCUCGGAUCAAAAGCUGAACUCAGAGAGGCGACGCCCGCCUGACCUUUGACCUGCGUCAGGCCGAGUUAAUACCUCAGUUUCUCAUUCUUCUUAGGGACUGUAAACAUUUGUAAAGGAAUGUAACUGUAAAAACAAAAAAAGACGAAGUGUCAGUCUGUUGUCCCCGUUUCUCCCUCCAUGGUGGAUGUGUUCCUGUUCAUUCCAAACCCAAAACAUAUUUAUCGGGAUUUUCCUGCUUUGAAGGGAAAAGGAGGAAAAAUUUCAAAUGGUGCAAAAUAUUUGGUGUGGUUGUCCUGAUGAAUCCCGAUCGGCUUCGGUCCGGUUUGACAGGGAACCACCAACCAGAUUUUAUAAAUCUUUAGUCAGUGCUUUAUAUAUUAAGCCAUAGGAAACAGUACGGAGGGCCAAAAGGGCCACAAUGUUUUAUUUAAAUGAUUAAAUAAUUAUUUAUUUCAGAUGCUCAAUGAAGUUGGAAAUAAACAUUUUAAGUAGAUUAAUCUAUUCCUCAUCAUUUAUAUGAUGGAAAAGACACUAAAAUUUGAGAAUUAUUAGAAAUAAAUUGAUUUAUUCAUUUAUUUAAAUGUCAUUUUUUUAGAUACCAAAAAAAUUUGUUCCAAUUAUUUCUUCCCACAUUUAAACAUGACAUUCCCUUUUAACUCACUUAAAUAAUAAUGAAUUGAUUUGUUUAUUUAAUAUAUUUAUGUCCAGUUCUUUUUAGUGCGGACAGAUGAAUAAUAAUCUAAAUGAUCUUACAUAUUUAUGUGAUUCUGGGGCUUUUUUACCCGUCAUACAGCCGAUGAGGACGAAACGCUUGAUGGUUUGAAACUUUGUAGAAAUGUGUGACUGCGUGGAUGUUUGAUCAUCCAUUAUGUGAAAUUGUUCUGAUUUGUUCAAACCUCUGAGAUGCUUUCAUGUAGCUGAACUCAUGUUGUUUUGUUUACUUCCUGUUCAUAGAGUAGCAGCAUUACUUAGCAAGCGCCCACACCUCCAAGUUGCCCCUACGCUCCGCCUGAAUGCAGCUUCGCCAACAACAAACUGGAAAUAUUCAAGUUUCUGAUGGUGGUAACAUUUACUGAAUGCUUCUGGAUAAUUUAGUCCAAAAGUUGUCUAAAGGGAUUUAAUUUAAUUUAUUAAUUUAUUUCAGCAGGUACAGGAAGCGUCUCCUUAAAGAGGCGGACGAGUUCGAAGCAGCUUCAAUAAGCCAUUUUCAGAUCAACUUCAACAGGAAGAGAGCUGCCAAUAUUUGGCUGUGAUCGAUCUUUGAAACUUAUCAGGAAGUGACACUGAAGGCCUGUUAGCCUGUAAUGAGGUUAAUGUGCCUCUUUAGUCUAAGAUUCAAUGGAAACAGACGGAAAGGGCUACGCACUGGAUCCGCACACUAACUGUGAACUCAACUGACAAAAACCCAAAAUCAAAAUAUCUUCAGAUUAAUCUGAACAUUUAGUUCUGGGUUUUUAAAAUGUUUUGUUGCUGUUUCCAAAAAAGCUAUUCUAGAAUCUGAAUUUAUAUCCAGAUGCCAAACCACUGUCCCGAUACGUCUCGAUACAUUCCGACAUGUUCCGAUACGUCUCGAUACGUCCCGAUUAAUCUCUGAAAUUUUCAAGAAAAAGCUCAAAAUUUUCUCAUUUUAAAAGAUCAAAAAUUUCUGACAAAAACUCAAAGUCUGAAAUUAAUAUGAAACGUUUUCUAGAUUUUUUUUUUUUUUUUACUUUCUCAGUUUGAAGAGUCAAAAAUUUGCAAGAAAAACUCAGAAAUUUUGAGAUCCAUCUCAGAAUUUUGGAGGGUUUUUUCCCCCGGAAAUCUACUCUUUUUUACGUACCAUGUCCUUA